Molecule: messenger RNA, 5462 nt
Organism: Eleginops maclovinus (Patagonian blennie)
Lineage: Eukaryota; Metazoa; Chordata; Actinopteri; Perciformes; Eleginopidae
Gene: a2m1
Product: alpha-2-macroglobulin
Exons: 36
Coding region: 129-4577 (1482 amino acids)
Cellular component (GO): extracellular region
Molecular function (GO): endopeptidase inhibitor activity
Source: RefSeq, a predicted model, not a curated record
AGCAACUUACCCUGCAUAUCCCUGUCCGUUCUCUCUGCAUACGGCCUGCAGUCAGUUGGACUGGAAGUUCCUCUGGUGCACUCUGCUCAACUUGCACCGCUGCAAAGCUCCGUCUCCUUCGUGCAGACAUGGCACCCUCACCUGUGCUCCAAAUGCUCGCGGUUGUCAUCGCAUCAGCGCUCGUGCAAAGUGCGACAUCGGCCACUGUCGAUGGACCUAUUUUCGCAGUGACUGUGAGCUCCCAGGUGAGAGGAGGGAAACAGGAGACCCUUUGUGCUCAGAUCCACGGCCCAAUGAAGCCAGUCAAUUUGACCAUCACCCUCGAAAUGGGCCCCGGCAAAACCACCAUCCUCGAGCAGGCUGUUGACAAGGACUUCUAUCGCUGCUUAAACUUCCAGGUCCCCACAGUACAUAGCAGAACUGUGGCAUCCAUUAAUGUCAAUCUUAAUGGUGAGGGUGUCUCUGUGAACAAGAAAACCAAAAUCCUCAUUGAGCGUCCUGCUUUCAUCCACAUCAUCCAGACUGAUAAACCCAUCUAUAAACCCGGACAGACUGUCCAGUUCCGCAUCGUCUCGAUGGAUUCUGAUUUCAUCCCUGUGGCCCGACUGUACAAAGUGGUGGAGCUCCAGGAUCCCAAUUCAAAUCGCAUUGCUCAGUGGUUGGAUAGGAACAUUGUUAGCGGCAUCCUUGAUCUUUCCCACCCCAUGAUUCCUGAGGCGGUAAAAGGAAGCUACGUGAUCACUGCCACAACAGAACAAGGAGAGCAAAUAUCCCACAGCUUCGACAUCAAGGAAUACGUUUUGCCAAAAUAUGAGGUAAAGGUUGAACUACCCAAUGUGAUUUCCAUCCUGGACAAGAGGGCAACAUUAAAGAUUUGUGGAAAAUACACCUAUGGGAAACCUGUUGUCGGUUCAGUCAAGGCAGUGUUUUGCAAAAUUGCUCCCCAUUUAUACUGGUAUUCAGGUCUAAUAGCAAAAGAUAUCUGCAAGACGUAUGAGAUGACAACUGACAAAGGUGGCUGUGCUACACAAACUGUUAACUUGGCAGCGUUUUCCCUUCACAAGACCAUAUCCGAUUGCAGCUUUGAGUUGAAUGCAGAAUUGGAGGAGUUCGGCACAGGAGUCAUUCUUAAAGGCACUGGGCGCACCAGCUUCAGCGGUAUUGUCAGAACUGUCAACUUCGAAGACGUACCUGAAGCAUACAAGCCUGGCAUCUUGUUCGAGGGAAAGGUCAAAGUGAUCGGUCCAGACAACAAAGCGGUCCCCAAUGAGGCUGUGUAUGUGUUUGUUGGCAACUCUCAUGCACCAGAAGUAACGCUGAUUACAGACGCAAAUGGCAAGGCUUCAUUUUCUUUUGACACCGCCCUCUGGACGGACAAUGUGAAUCUAGAGGCUCGAUCCAGAAAGACGGAAGUGAAUGAGCCAUAUGUGGCAGAUGUGCGCAAACCAGAGUACAGGACUGCAUACCACAACGUCGCAGCAUUUUACUCUAAGAGCAGUAGUUUCCUGAAACUCAUGCAAGUGAACGGGAGGCUGGCCUGUGACAUAGACACGACUGUGCGAGCUCAGUACAUCAUCCAGGGGACGGAGCUAAAGAGCGAUCAGGAUAUCCUCGAAUUCUUUUACCUGGUGAUCUCCAGGGGUGGAAUUGUUCAGCAUGGCAGUCUCCCAGUUGCUGUUAAAGCGGGAAUUGUCAACAAAGGAGAGUUGUCUGUACCGCUUCGUCAGGUUACAGACCUGGCACCUUUUGCCCAAGUGGUAGUUUAUACUGUGAUGCCCAAUGGGGAGCUUGUGGCUGAUAGCAGGGACUUCCCAAUCAGGCUCUGCCUCAAUAACAAGGUGUCUCUGAAGUUCUCCUCUCUCCAGGCACUUCCAGCAGAGAAGACCACGCUCAGCCUCCAGGCUCACCCAGGCUCUAUGUGCUCCAUAAGAGCCAUCGACCAAAGCGUACUCCUUCUGCAGCAGGAGCAGGAACUCACUGUUGACUCGGUGUACAGCCUGAUGCCUGUGCAGAAGCUCUCAGGAUACAACUAUGAGGUUGAAGAUGUUAAGCCCGAUCCCUGCUUGCAUCUGCUAGAGCCACAACCUGAAAUUGAGAUUCUAGAACCAGAACCAGAACCCGAACCUGAACUGGAGCUUGCAGUUGACGUAGAGCCAGCUAGUCGAGCAAAGCGCUCGAUGUACUUUCCAGAGGACGAUCAGAAGAAUGACGUCUACAACAUUUUCAAAGAAAUAGGGAUCAAAAUUGUGACCAACUCCGAUAUAAGAAAACCUUAUGACUGCCGUUGGAGGGACUUUAGCAUCGAGCUAGGCCUUUCGGUUCCAAUGGCCUACAACAUGAUGCCACAAAGUUCAGGCGCUGUCGUGAGAGUCAAAGAGGAGCAGAAACAACAGACCCUCAGGACAUUCUUCCCUGAAACCUGGAUCUGGGACCUAGUUUCUGUGGGAGACAGUGGCUCAGUCAACGUGGAGAAGACAGUCCCUGACACCAUCACUAACUGGGCAGCUGGAGCGUUCUGCGUCUCAUCCGCGGGCUUCGGCGUAGCGCCCAACACGGGGCUGGUCGCCUUCCAGCCGUUCUUUGUCAGUCUCACCUUGCCCUACUCUGUCAUCCGAGGGGAGGUGUUUACACUCAAAGCAACUGUCUUCAACUAUCUCUCCAAGUGCAUUAUGGUUAAUAUCAAUCUGGCUGAUUCAGACCAGUACACCUCCAGAAACUGCGACGGCUGCCAGUACAGUGUAUGUUUGUGUGGGGAUGAGAGCAGGACCUUCUCAUGGAUUGUAACCCCAUCCACACUAGGCCAGGUGAAUCUGAAGGUCAGCGCAGAAGCCAUGAAGACUGACAUACUGUGUGGCAACGAGGUGGCCACUGUCCCCGACAUGGGCAGCAUUGACACGGUGGUCCGCACCCUGCUGGUGGAGGCUGAAGGAACACCACAGAUGGUCAGUCAUAACGCUCUCCUCUGUCCUGCAGAGGGGCCUGUGGAGAAGAAGAUUUCCCUUCUGAUGCCCGAGAUGUUUGUGGCUGGAUCAGCCAGGGCCUCUGUUUCUGUACUGGGUGACCUGAUGGGCCGGGCCAUGAAGAACCUGGACAAGCUCCUGGCCAUGCCGUACGGCUGCGGGGAGCAGAACAUGGUGCUGUUUGCGCCCAAUAUCUUCAUCCUGAACUACCUGAAAAGCACUGAGCAGCUGACCAAGGACAUUCAGGACAGAGCAACACGCUUCCUAGAGAGCGGAUAUCAGAGGGAGCUUACCUACAAGCACAAUGACGGCUCCUACAGCGCCUUCGGGAAGAACGAUGAGUCUGGAAAUACCUGGCUGACCUCUUUCGUGAUGAAGUCCUUCAGCGGGGCGAAACCGUUCAUCUUUGUGGAAGACAGGCACAUUCAAGAAGCCAGGAGCUGGCUCUCCAAACUCCAGCAGCCUAACGGCUGCAUCAGAUCUGUGGGAAAACUCUUCCACAACGGCAUGAAGGGAGGAGUGAGUGACGAUGUGUCUCUGACAGCCUACGUCUCAGCUGCCAUGCUGGAGCUUGACAACAACGCCUCGGACCCCGUGGUGAAGAAGUGCCUGAGCUGUCUGAAGGCAUCAGUGGAAUCCCAGCUAGAAAACCUGUACACCACCGCCCUGCUGUCCUACACCUUCACUCUGGCUGGAGACGACGAAAUGAGGAGCAAACUCAUCACUUACCUGCACCAGAAGUCCAACACGCAGGGUGGCACCCGUCACUGGGAGAGAGCAGGGGCUUCUGGGAAAGGCCUGGACUCUCUGGAGGUGGAGAUGACCUCCUAUGUUUUGCUUGCUCUGCUCUCCGGUCCGGCCGUGCCAGACUUCGGCUUGGAUUACUCCUCCAGCAUUGUCCGCUGGCUGGCCCAGCAGCAGAACCCGUAUGGGGGUUUCUCUUCCACGCAGGACACAGUGGUGGCCCUCCAGGCCCUGGCUAAGUACGGAGCAGCCACCUACUCCGCUGAGGGCAGCACUGCGGUGACGGUGACUUCGCUGGGAGGCCUGAACACAGAGUUCACGGUGGAUCAGAGCAACAGGCUGCUGUACCAGGAGCAGAAGCUGAGCGAGGUCCCCGGAGAAUAUACCGUCAGGGCCCAGGGACAGAGCUGCGUGAUGGCACAGAUCUCCAUGCAUUACAACAUCCCCCCUCCCCCCGACUUCUCUGCCUUCAACAUCUCCACUAACACCAUGACCAAGUGCAACAUCAGCCGGCCGCAGCUCAUCCUCUUUGUGCAUGUCAGGUACCAGGGCAGGAGAGAGGAAACCAACAUGGUGAUCAUCAACAUCAAGCUGCUGUCUGGGUACAUUCUGGAUAAGGGCUCCCUGAAGCUGCUGCAGAGCGACCGCUCAGUGAAGCGUGUGGAUCUGGAGGAAGGAUAUAUCAACAUUUACUUAGACGGGUUGAAACAGGAUGAAACGAUGAUAUACAGUGUGACACUGGAGGAGGAUGUUCCCGUCAGGAAUCUGAAACCAGCUGUGGUCAAAAUCUAUGAUUACUACCAGACAAGUGAUGAGGCAGUCACUGAGUACUCCUCCUCCUGUGCAGAGAGUGAUGUCAUCAACGAGCUCUAAACUCACUUGGCAGAAUCAAUGCGUCAGAGAAAGAAACUUCUAGAUGUUUAUUUUUUUCUUAGCCUGUUUCUUCACUUGUUUUUACUCCUUUUAAAACAGUUUUAGCUUUGUUUUAUUGAGUUAAUUCCACCUUUUUAGGAACAAAAAUGUCCUUUGCUUUUUAAAGCUUGUUUUGAUUUAUUUUCUUGUUCUACUUUCUGUCCCAUUGUUCUGUAACUGUUGGUAAUGAAGCAAUAAUCAGUCUCUCCUGGACACUGGAACCUUCCAGUUUAAACCAACUGAGGUGAAGAAAAGCAGACAGAGACAUUGUGUAACAGUUCUGUUUUUAAUAGAUUUAACAAAAUCCAUUGUAUUCAUACGUGAAAAUAACGCAUGAGACAUACAGGGUACCAAUAACACAGUAUGGUCCGAGUAGUGUGUGUGUGUGGUGUGGUGUGUGUGGUAUGUGUGUGUGUGUGUGUGUGUGUGUGUGUGUGUGUGUGUCAGAAACUAUUUUCUAGAAAAGUACAGUCUCAUGAGUGCUAGGUGUGUUAUACUGUGUGUACCAGUAAAUAAAAAAAGGUAGAUUCGUACAUCACUACCAUACAAUUUUCAAUGUAACUGACCGACAAUAAAAUGUCUUAAAUGACAAAAAUAAGUAAAAAUUGUCUUUUUCAUACAAUACCGUUUCAUUUCAAUAGUAAUAUUAUUUUUUCAUUCAGGCAUCUUCUUUACAGUAUAUUUAGUUUCCUUUCUUCUCAACAUAGAUUACAACAGUAAUGUAUCCCGGCUACUAUCAACAGACAUGAUUUAACAGCCUUGCCAGUGUUGAAUAGUUUGGUUUGCACGUGUUAACUGUGCAGUGUACGGAAGCCCAGAGAUGCAAAAUAAACGUCUUUAGAUUUU